This is a messenger RNA of Macrobrachium nipponense, 1128 nucleotides long. RefSeq names its product TGF-beta-activated kinase 1 and MAP3K7-binding protein 2-like. The coding region runs from base 1 to 1128 and encodes 375 amino acids. The transcript is spliced from 11 exons. The record is from RefSeq and is a predicted model, not a curated record. Lineage: Eukaryota; Metazoa; Arthropoda; Malacostraca; Decapoda; Palaemonidae.
AUGUCUAUUAUCGACGAUAUGUUGUACUAUUCAAGGAAUCUUGGCAAGGCCAGUGACUUCCCCCUAAGCAGCCCCCAACUGCCUUCCCAUCCUCCAGCCUCGGGUCAGGUCCGAGUCGGUCCACCCAACCUGCAUUCCAAUUCCUCCCCCAAGCCCGGGUCAGGGUCUAGUUGGAACUUCUUUUUUAAGCAGGGCCCCCAACUUCUGAGAACCAUCUCCAGCCUCGGGUUCAAGGGUUCUAGUAGAUGUCAAGUCCCCCAAGACUUCCUUAAUAUUGGUCCUUUUUCUAGGCCAGUUGAACUUCCUAGCAGCCCCCACCUGGCCUUCCAUUCUCCAGGCCUUCGGGCAGGGUCUAGGAGUCAGGCCACAAAAAUGCCUUCCAUUCUCCCAGCCUCAGGGUCACGGUCUAGGAGGCCAGCGAAUUUUAAGCUUCGAGCCAGUCCCCCAACUGCCUUCCAUCCUCCAGCAAUCAUGUCACGGUCUAGGAGGCCACGAACUCUGAACUCUAGCAGUCCCCCAACUGCCUUCCAUCCUCCAGCCUCGGGUCAGGCUCUUGUAGGUUCUCAAGUCCAAACUGAAUAUGGUCUUUUUCUAGGCCAGCGAACUUCUAGCAGUCCCGGAACUGCCUUACAUCCGUCAGCCUCGGUUCAGAGUCUAGCCAGUGGAACUUCUAGCAUUCCCCCAACUGCCUUCCAUCCGUCAGCCUCGGGUCAGAGUCUAUGCCUUCAGCGAACUUCUAGCAGCCCCCAAACUGCCUUCCAUCCUCCAUCCUCCAGCCUCGGGUCAGGGUCUAGUAGGUAUCUCAAGCCCAGACUGAAUAUUGGUCUUUUUUCUAGGCCAGCGAACUUUUUAGAAGCAGCCCCCAACUGCCUUCCACCUCCAUCCUCCAGCCUCGGGUCAGAGUCUAGCCAGCAAACUUCUAGCAGUCCCCCAACUGCCUUCCAUCUUCCAGCCUCGGGUCAGGGUCUAUUAGCAUCCCCAUAUCCUGUAGGCUUAGGUGUAGGUCCAGGUUUGGGCUUAGGAGAGAAUUUAUAUGAGAAAGAGAAUGAGUUAGAUUGGUUAGAGAAAUUAAAGAGAGUGCAAGAAAAGAACCACAAAUUUCACAGUCAUUCACUCAUCCGCAAGUGA